AAGAAAAUGACGUUUGAUAUGUAAUUUGGGCAUUGGAAAGAGGUAUUUUACUUCAAUUUGAUAUUGGAUUUCAGUAGGAAGCAACACAAAUAUCCAAUUUCAUUCAAUUAGUUGUCUUUUGUUUAAGUGUGAAGUUAAUUAAUUCAUAUCCAAUUGUAUGUGUGGAUUUUUCAAAAUGAAGAAUUUUCUCUUGUUAGGAGUAUGUUUACUAUUUUUAAUUGGUUUUGUAAAAGCAGAUGAAAAUAUUGAGACAUCUGCCGGUACUGUUGAUGCUGAUUUAGGAGCUACUAGAGAAGGUUCUAGAACAGAUGAUGAAGUUGUUAAAAGGGAAGAGGAAGCAAUCAAACUUGAUGGACUUAAUGUGGCUCAGCUCAGGGAACUUAGGGAGAGAUCUGAAAAGUUUACCUUCCAGACAGAAGUCAACAGGAUGAUGAAAUUAAUUAUCAACUCCCUGUAUAGAAAUAAAGAGAUAUUCUUGAGAGAACUUAUUUCUAACGCUUCUGAUGCUAUAGAUAAAAUCCGUAUGCUUUCACUCACAGACAAAAAUGUGUUAGAUACGAAUCCAGAGCUGAAUAUAAAAAUAAAAGCUGAUAAAGAAUCUCUGAUGUUGCAUAUUACUGAUACUGGAAUUGGUAUGACAAAGCAAGAUUUGAUUAACAAUCUUGGAACGAUAGCCAAAUCUGGAACAGCUGAAUUUUUGACCAAAAUGCAGGAUCCCAACUCUGCUCAAGAUAUGAAUGAUAUGAUUGGACAGUUUGGUGUCGGAUUCUACUCUGCUUUCUUAGUUGCCGAUAAAGUUAUUGUUACUACUAAACACAAUGAUGACAAACAAUACAUUUGGGAAUCUGAUUCCAAUAGUUUCACUAUUGCAGAAGAUCCUCGUGGAGAUUCUUUGAAGAGAGGUACUACUGUCAGUUUGCAAUUGAAACCAGAAGCCAAGGACUUCCUUGAAGAAGAAACUGUACGUAACCUGGUAAAGAAAUACUCGCAGUUCAUAAACUUCCCUAUUUAUCUAUGGGCUAGCCACACUGAACAAGUAGAGGAAGCUGAUGAUGAUGCCGAAGAAAAGGAGGUAAAAGAAGACAAGAUUGAUGGUGAAGAUGAUGCAGCUGUGGAAGAAGACAAAGAGGAAAAACCUAAAUCGAAGAAAGUUGACAAAACUGUCUGGGAUUGGGAACUUUUGAAUGACAGUAAACCACUUUGGACUAAGAAACCUAGUGAAGUUGAAGAGAGUGAAUAUGAAGAAUUCUACAAAGCAUUAACAAAAGAUACAAACCCAGCACUUGCACAUGUUCACUUUGUGGCCGAAGGAGAGGUUACCUUCAAGUCCCUUCUUUAUGUACCAAAAGUUCAACCGUCUGAAAGCUUCAACAGAUACGGAACGAAAACAGAUAACAUCAAAUUGUAUGUGAGAAGAGUCUUCAUCACAGACGAAUUCAACGAUAUGAUGCCUUCCUACCUCAACUUCAUCAGGGGCGUUGUAGACUCAGAUGACCUUCCUCUGAAUGUUUCAAGGGAAACUUUGCAACAACACAAAUUGAUCAAAGUCAUCAAGAAGAAAUUAGUGAGGAAAGUACUAGAUGCUUUGAAAAAAAUUCCUGAGGCUGACUACGAAAAAUUCUGGAAAGAAUACUCUACAAAUAUCAAAUUAGGUGUAAUUGAAGAUCCAACAAACAGAACUAGGUUGGCUAAGCUCUUACAAUUCUUGUCUUCAAACAAUGGAGAAAACACUUUCCUUAGUGAUUAUGUUAAAAGGAUGAAACCAAACCAGGAUAAAAUCUUCUAUGUAGCUGGAUCUAGUAAAGCCGAGGUUGAAAAAUCACCAUUUGUUGAAAGGCUUCUCCGUAAAGGAUACGAAGUUUUAUACCUGGUUGAAGCUGUAGAUGAAUACGCAAUUUCGGCCAUUCCUGAAUUUGAAGGAAAAAAAUUCCAGAAUGUAGCAAAAGAAGGUUUCAGUUUGGCUGAAGUUGAAGGAAAUAAGGAACAAUUGGAACAACUUAAAACUAAGUUUGAACCUUUAACUAAAUGGUUGAGUUCUGAAGCUCUAAAAGAUGAUAUUGCUAAGGCUACGGUAUCGGAAAGACUGAGCGAUUCUCCUUGUGCUUUGGUUGCCAGUAUGUUCGGCUGGACUGGAAAUAUGGAAAGGUUAGCUGUUUCCAAUGCACAUCAGAAAUCUGAUGAUCCUCAAAGGAGUUACUACUUGAACCAGAAGAAAACACUAGAAAUCAAUCCUAGACAUCCUUUGAUGAAAGAACUAUUGAAGAGAGUUAAUGAUGAUCCAGCCGAUAAGGCAGCCAUAGAUAUGGCAAAGAUGAUGUUCCGAACAGCAACUUUGAGGUCAGGCUUUAUGCUUAAAGAAACGGCUGAUUUUGCUCAAAGUAUAGAAGCCAUGAUGAGAAAAACACUUGGAAUUCCAGUAGAAGAACCAGUAGAAGAGGAGGAUGAUGAAGAAAUACCUGAAGAUGGUAUUCCAGAAGAAGAGAAAGCCGAAAAUGAUGAUGAACAUGAUGAAUUAUAAAGUGUGAAUGUGUGUUUAUAGACUUAAUUUGAAAUAACUAUGAAUUUAUAGUUGCAACCAAGACUGUUUUUCAGUUUUCUACUGUUUAUUUAUAUUGAUUUGAAGAUUGUUUACAUCCAAUAAUUGAUUUAUUAAAUAAAUUAAUUAUUUAGCUAAAA
Harmonia axyridis is the source of this 2676-nucleotide messenger RNA. RefSeq names its product endoplasmin (gene Gp93). Gene Ontology annotation, molecular function: ATP binding; ATP hydrolysis activity; ATP-dependent protein folding chaperone. The transcript is spliced from 4 exons. Bases 158 to 2518 code for a protein of 786 amino acids. Gene Ontology annotation, biological process: protein folding. The record is from RefSeq and is a predicted model, not a curated record. Lineage: Eukaryota; Metazoa; Arthropoda; Insecta; Coleoptera; Coccinellidae.